This is a messenger RNA of Schistosoma rodhaini, 7322 nucleotides long. Lineage: Eukaryota; Metazoa; Platyhelminthes; Trematoda; Strigeidida; Schistosomatidae. The record is from the annotation of a GenBank genome assembly.
ACUGACUUGUUCUUUUCUUUUGCUCCCUUUUUUUUUCUCUCUCUCUCUCUCUCUGUUUCUCUUUUUUCAAUGGAACAAUGAGGAAUUGUAUUCGUGGAUUAUAAACAACAACAAAACAAAUUACUGGAUUACUAAAAUACUACUAUUAUUGUCAUUAUUCUCAUCCAUAAUUCAUACCUAUCAUGACAAGGAGAAUGUAGACCAAAAUGUUUAAACAAGUUAAACCAUAGUGAUACUUCAUAAUAAUUAUGACAAAUCAGGGAUCUAUUAUGUUUUAUUCACUAUAUUCAUUAUUAACAUUAUCAUCAUAUAUUAAUAUGAUUAUUAUAAUUACUAUUAUAAUAAGUAGUACAUAUCAUUCAACUAUAUCAGCUACAUGGAUUUGUUUAAGUCGUGAACAAUUAAUUGCAUUAUCAAAUUCUAAAAAUACAUAUCAUUUUGAAGCAGAAAUAAUACAAUUAGAUAAACCAUUAGAAUUCAUAAAAUAUACUACUGAUAAUAAUAUUGAUAAAAACGGUAUAAAUGCAUUUGUUAAAAUAACUAAAAUUUUAAAACAACCACAAAUUGGAAAAUUUACUAAUUCAUUAAAAAUGAAUGAAUUAGUUCAUGUGAAUCAAAUUAAAUCAAGAGAUGAUUUACAAGAUAUGACAGUUAGAAAUGUAGCAUUUCACAGGAAUUCUGAUGAUGAUGAUGAUGAUGAUGAUGAUGAUAAUGAACAAUGUUUGCCAAAAUUAGAAAGGGGAGAAACUUAUGAAUGGAUUACAUAUGCUUUAGAUAAUACAAAUAUAUUACAUAAUAAUGAACAAAAACAAUUGAUUUUAAUGCCUGGUGGUAUAUUUCCAUUGUUAUCACAUCAAUCAUUGAUACAGUUGAAAUCAAGUAAUAAUAAUUUUAAAAAUAAUGGUUGUUCUAAACGUGAAUGUCGUUUUGGUGCAAUCUGUGAAGAAUGGUUAUCAAAAGAUUCUGAUCAACUAAUUGGUGUUUGUGUAUGUCCAACAUUAAUGGAUAUGGCAAAAAAUCAUAUGUGUAAUAUGAAUAGUGGUACAAUAUGUACAGUGAAUGGUUUAUUUUAUUUAAAUGAAUGUGUUAUGUUACAUCAGUCUUGUUUAAAACAAACUGAAUUGAAACCAAUGAAUUUAAAUGUUUUCAGUAGAAUAUUAUCUCAAAAUGAUUGUAGUCAAUUAAUUGAAAAAAUGUCUUUAUCUUCUAUACCCACUACUUCUGUUCAUGUCACCAAUGAUCAAACUUCAACAAAUCAGAUCAUACCACAAGUUCAACCCAAUAGAAAUUCUCCUAGUUUAACACAAAUUCAUCAAAAUACUCAUCAUAUUAAAAUGGAUGAAAAUCUACAACAUGAUUCACCUCAAUUAACCCAAUUAAUUCAUUCACCUACAAUAGAAUUCAAUUCAUAUAAAUGCUCAUUAAAAAUAUGUCCAAAUGAAUUAAAUCCUAUUUGUGAUUCCGAUGGUACAAUUUAUCUAAAUGAUUGUUUAUUAAAAAAGUAUUCUUGUCAAAAAAUUGGUACCAGUAAAUUGCCAAAAAUAAUUUCAUGUAAUUCAACACUUCAAAAAUAUAAACCUAAAGCAGAAUUAUGUGGAAAUGGUAAUCUAUGUCUUUAUGGAGGAAAAUGUUAUGAUCCACUAGAUCAUUAUUAUCGAUCAAAAAUGAUAAUAAAAAAAAUUUUACCAUUAUAUUCCAAUUGUAUAUGUGAACAUAUUAAUUGUUUAAAUGAUUGGCCUGAUCCAGUAUGCGCAGAUGAUGGUGAAACUUAUACAAAUCAAUGUUUUUUAAAACGUACAAUUUGUGAAACUCAAUCAUUAAAACGUAUACUUUAUCGAGGCAAUUGUGCAUCUAAUCCGUGCCUACAUCAUAAAUGUCGAUGGCAAGGUGAAAAAUGUCAAGUUGAUGUAAAUGGUCAAGCUAAAUGUACAUGUCCUGAACCUUGUCCAUCGGCUAUAUCUCCAGUCUGUGGUAGUGAUGGAGUAACUUACGAUAGUAUAUGUCAUUUAGAAAGAACAGCAUGUCAAAAAAUGAGAGAAAUUCGUGUAAUUUAUUCAGGAGAAUGCAGUGAACCAAAGGAUUGUAUUCUGCUCAAUCAACCAUGUCAAGGAUAUGAAAUAUGUUCUCGAAUUAAAAAUCCAGUGGUUUACACUUCAAUCAACCGUAAAUUGGAUGGAUCCGUUUAUGACAUUCCUAAUGCUUUUGAAGAUACAAUUCCACAGUGUAUAUGCCCUACAUGCCCAGAAUAUGGUCUAGGUGGGCAGGUAUGUGGAUCAGAUGGGCAAACAUAUCGUAGUGAAUGUCAUUUACGAUCAAGCGCCUGUCAACGACACUCCACAGAUCUAAUUGUUAAAUCAAGAGGGAAGUGUGACGCGUGUCAAACAAAACAAUGUAAAUAUUAUGCAAUAUGUCAAUUAAGCACAUUCGGUGAACCACAAUGUAUAUGUCCAACAGAUUGUCUUUAUGUCAGAAAGCCAGUGUGUGGAACCGAUGGUAAAACUUAUGAAAAUGAAUGUUUUCUAAAGGUGAAAUCAUGCGCUGACCAACGUGAAGUUCAUGUUGCUCAAGAAGGAUACUGUCGUCCAUGUACAGCUGGUUGUCCACUAGGUUUUCAAUGUCGUAAUGGUCAAUGUGUAUGUCGAGAUACAUGUCCACCAAAGCAUCCAACUGAACUUGAUGUAUGCGGUACAGAUGGAAAAUUAUAUUCAAGUGAAUGUGAACUUAAACGUCAAGCUUGUAUUCACCAAACUAAUAUAGACGUAGAUCUAACUGGUGUCAGAUGUCGAGGUAAAAAUCCAACUGUUCUACAAGAUACAAAUAUGAAAACGUCAGGUAACAUACAAGCAGAUGGUGUAAGACUAUCAAGUUGUACAUGUAAUAAACUUGGUGCACUUUCUGAAGAAUGUGAUUACUUAGGUAAUUGUAGAUGUAAAUGGGGUGUUGGCGGUUUAAAAUGUGAUCAAUGUCUUGCAAAUUAUUGGGGUAUACAAAAUAAUCAUGAAUGUAUUCCAUGUUCAUGUCAUCCACUUGGUUCAACUGAUACAACAUGUAAUCAAGCAACUGGUCAAUGUAAUUGUCGUACUGGUGUUGUUGGACGACAAUGUUCAAUGUGUCCAGAUGGUAGUCAAGUGACAGAAAAUGGUUGUAGUGUUAAAGGACAAAGUGAAGAUAUCAAGUUUGAAAGUAAUGAACAACAACAUUUACCAAAGGCAACUGAAUUAAAUCAAACUAACACAUUGAUUUCCCAAUUACCUGUCAAACUAACAGCAGAAAAUAACAAGGAGGAGGAUGGACGAUUAUUCACCGAAACAACUACACUUCUUGUUCGUAUACCAUUUCAUAUCGAUCAACCAACUGAAAUACAAUUAAUUUUAAGUUUAGAUAAAGGUAAUGGAAUGCUUUUACAUUAUCGUGCACCUCCAAGUGAACAGGAACAAAUGAUUUCACGUGAUACACAAGAUCAUCAAUUCAGUAUGGCUAUUUCUAACUGGAGAGUUGUGUUAAAAUACAUUGAUGGUAGUGUCCCAAAUCGUAUUCUACUAGUUUAUAGUAAACAUAAUCUUACACGAAAUACCAAGCAUAACAUUCAAGCGGGUAUCAUAUCAGGUACACCAUGGAUAAAAAUUGAUAAGUUCAGUAGAACAACUAAUCAAGAUGUAAUUGAGAAAUGGGCUGAUACUCAUCAAUCAGAUAAUCAACCUACAGCUGGUAGUCUUGAGACUAUAAUAAUUGGACGACAAAUCAAAAUAGGUGGUCGAAGUAUUUCAGAUGUGAAAGAACGUGCUGAUCUUCAUGAUGAUUAUGGAUUUUCUGGAUGCCUAAAUAAAAUGAUUAUUAAUGCUGGUUCACCAACGAAACAUUUUAGUUUAGAUCUUUUGGAAGCUAUAAAUACAAAAUUAGCUUGGUUAGGAAUUGAACCUAAUCCAUCCACAGGUCACAGUGAAGCACCAUUAUGUUCAUCAUCAAUUAAGGCAUUGUCAUCACCAACAAAUGAUAUAUCUAAUAGUGAUGCCAUUGAAAAUAUUCUGCCUUUACUACAAUCAGAUCAAGUUCAAAGACAUGAUAAUAUAAUUAAUCAAAACGUUCAAACAAUAUCUAGUCACAUUCAAACUAAAAAAUGUGAAAAUUAUGGAACUGAAUCAAUUGGAUCAGAUGGAAAAUACACAUGUAUCUGUCAGCCUGGAUGGCAAGGUGAUGUUUGUGAACAAGUGGUAACUAUUAUACCACAGUUUUCAGGGAAUGGAUUUAUUCGUUUAGCUGGUCCAACUGGUAAAUAUGCAAUAAAACGCAGAAAGUUACAUAUUGAAUUAAUUUUCUUAGUUACACAACCAUCAGGUUUACUAUUUUUCAUACCACCUAAAUCUCCUCAUAAUGGUCCAUUUAUAGCAGCUUAUUUAGAUGAACAAAAUUAUUUAAAUGUUGUCUGUCGAACUGGUAAAGGAAAAUUAGUCAAUGAAAAUCUUAUCCAAUUAAGAUAUAAUGAACCAGUACAAUUAAAUCAAUGGAAUACUUUAAUUAUUGAUAAAUUGCAAAAAGUUCUUCGUGUUAAAGUGAAUGGGAAUAAAAGACAACGUGUAUCACUUAUCCCGUCACGAUUUCUUCAUAUACAAAAUCAUCUUCUAAAAGAGUUGACUAAUUUCGAUUUAUCUUCUAGUCCAAUCUAUCUUGGUGGUUAUGGUUUUUAUGAUCAAUCAAUUUUAAAUUAUAUACCUAUUAGACAUGGUUUCUAUGGAGCAAUUCAAAGAAUUAACAUAAAUGAAGCAGAAGUUGUACUAGCAGGUCCAUCUCCUGCAGAUAUGAUGAAUACACCAGAGGAACAAGGUAAAUUACCACAUUUAUUUGAAAAAUGGGCAAAUGUAUCUCAAUGGCAAGGUUUACCAUGUGGUCCACAAUAUUCACCAUGUCAAUUGAAUCAACCAUAUAGUAUAUGUCGUCCAAAUAUUCAACAUGCUACAUGUGCUUGUACAACACCAUUACAAUUGAUGCAUCUCAUGAAAGGACGAUUAGAUGAAGAAACUGAUGAAGUUGAACAACAAGCUUGUUUACAACGAAAAAUGGAACUAUCUAGGCUAAAUUCGGCAUUAUCGUCCAGAAAUGACGGUCAGUUACAAUACGAUGGUCCAAAUCGUUCACCUUCCAGAGAAAUAUACAAUGAACCAGAUGAAGAACUACCACCAGUCGAUCUAGCAAGACAGAUUUUAAUCAACUUCGGUGGUUUAACAGUUUAUACAUAUCGUGGACUUAUAAGAUUCACGUCAGAUUUUAAUAUUCGUCUCCGUCUACGAACAAAUGAAAUGGAUGGUAUAAUUUUAUUAAUGGUUGAACAAACUUCAUUGAAUCAUCAACAUGAUCUAUCAUCCUCAUCCUCGUCAUCAUCGAUAUUAAAUCAACCUGUAACCCAAAUUACAACUAAUUCAGAAUUUGUAUUAAUUUUAUUACGUAAUGGUCGUGUUGAAUUGUUAUUAAAUUUAGUUACAUCAAGAAAGAAGAAAGAUAAAUCAUGGGAUAUAAAUAAUAAUGAAAAUGAUAAUCAAGAAUAUAAUCGUCUUAUGCCUAUUCAAGCAAGACAUAAAGUAAAUGAUGGUGAAUGGCAUAUGAUACAAGCUAUGGGGUUAGAAAAUAAAAUACGUUACCUUUUAUUAAAUCAUGUUACUUUUAAUGUGCUAAGUGAUGUUUAUAAUUAAACUGUAUUUUGAUGUGCUAAGUGGUUGGACCAACGUUUCAUAAUAUUUCAUACUUAUCAGCAAGGUCUAUUUUUAAUCGUGUGACGACUGGUAAUUCCUUUACUGUAUAAAUUCAUGUCAAUUUAUAUCAAUGUCAGUGAUGUUACCAAUGAACUCUUCAAAUAGUGUCUAACCUCUAUUAAAGUUGAAAUAUUUACACAUACAUAAUUACUGAAAAGAUAAAUAACAGCUGAAACAACUGAUGUACAACUGAUUUACAUAAACUGACCAUUUUUGUGUUAUCUUCCUUCAAUUCAAGAGUGUUAUUAAGUACUGUACAGUAUUUUGCAUGGGUUUUCAUCAAAGAUUUCAAUAAAUUUGCAGUCAAGUUUCAGGUGUUGUAGAUACUGUCAGCAUCACACCACAAAAAUGAAAAGGAAAGAUAACAUUGAAACUGCUUUCCGAAUUUUCUCUGAUCAAUGUUUCAGUAUCAAAUUAGAUCACGCUAAAACUAUAGAAUCUUCUAUUUUGAACAAACAACGAGCAACAUUAUUCGUUGACAAUCAUAUGGUUUCUGGUGAAUUUGCAGGUGUUGCAGAUUAUGAUACUCCCCCGGUGAGAGAUGUCUAUCUCGGUGGGACAAUAUUUAAUAUUGUUGGAUUAUCAGCUGAUUAUCAACAAAAUUUUACUGGUUGUAUUGCUGAUAUGCUUAUUCAAGAAAAAAUCAUACCAAUCUUAUCAGAAGCAACAGAAAUACAUGGUCCUAUUGAAAGAUGUAAAACUCCAUGAAAUCACCAUUAUGAACGAACAUAUUCUAUGGAUCAGUUCAACAGAAGAGAUCACAACUUAGAUAAUCAAUUAUUUAGGUUAAAAUUAUUUUAUUUGUAAAUGAAAAUAAAUCUACAAAUAUAAAAAAUCCUUUAUGUUGUAUAGACUUAUGCUUACGCUAAACAUUUCAAAUCAAUGCCAACUCAUAAUAUUUUUAUUUAUAUCCUUACUUACUUACUUGCGCCUGUUACCCCUCGUGGAGGAGCAUAGGCCACAAGCCAAUUGUCUUCAUCCAGAAAAAAAAAUAAUUCACUUAUCCAUGUUUGCUCAAAUCUCAAUGUUACGAGCCAUGCAUUGAACCCUUCAUAACCCCUCCUGCUAAUCAAUUUCCAAACAUCAAGUAUCAAAAAAAAUUAAUGAUUGUUUAUUAAUUUUGUUUGUUUGUUUUAAAUGAAGUUACAUUUUCAAUAUUUUGAGAGGAUACAAUUCAAACAUACAUACAUACAUAUAACGAAUUUGUUAAAAUCAUUCAAUGUCAUUCAUUGUCAUAGUGAAUAUAACGCACAAUUAACUGUAAUUGAAUACUUGCACAAUUAGAUAUUAUUGUCCAAUGACUAAUUAUUAAUAAAACAGUUUACUUUAUUAUCAUAAUAUAUAUCCUAUUUUACAUAUUCAUUGAAUAGAUUCUAAUAUCUUUGAUAUCAUAUUCAUUAUAAUAACCAUUAAAAAGAAGAAUUUAAUAGUCAUAUUGUUUUUGAAGGAUUUUAUGCAAAAUAUCAAAAUAUUGAAUGAAAAAAAAAAGAAACUACUUAUAAGUAAUACAUUUUGAUGAACGUUCUAGGUGAAUCAAUUGAAGCUAAACCAUCACGGAAAACCUGGAAGCAUUGGACG